GUCCAGUCGGAGAGCGCGCACGCACCUCUCGUGGGGGCAGAGAGAAAGAGAGAGAGAGAGAGAGAGAGAGAGACGUGUGAUUUCUCUUUGUACUGAAUGAAGAGUUGAGGCCGGCUCUGCUCCUGCUGCCUUGUCUUUUUUUUUUUAUACACGCAGAGUUUGCAUGCUGUAAAUAGCCCAAUAAGCCGGUUUACUCUUUACGUUUCACCGUACGCGUCGCUCCCGUUUGUUUUGUAGAAGCCGUCGAGACACUGCCAAUGUCCCUUUGAGCGUUUUUUUUUUUUUGGACAACAAAAGCAUCAGGUCCACAAAACGUUGUUUCUUCGGGGGAUUUCAAGUCACACAUUCAUCAGCCGGGAUUUUUACAGUGCGGACGCACACACACCGCUUCGCCUCCUUACCACACUUCUACACCUUCCGGAGAGGGGGGGAAAUAUUUUUCCUUUCUCACCCAAACCCCGAGCGACCAUGGCUGCUGUAACAAGCCCGGAGACGAGCCCUCAACCCCGGGUAUAUUUCCAGACGCCGGCCGGCACCACGGAGGAACCGGAGACACCCGUUCGCAAGCAGGGACGAGUCACCGUCAAAUACGACCGCAAGGAGCUGAGGAAGAGACUGAACCUGGAGGAGUGGAUUAUCGACCAGCUAACGGACCUCUACGACUGUGAGGAGGAGGCCAUCCCAGAGCUGGAGAUAGACGUGGAUGAGCUGCUGGACAUGCCCAGUGACGUUGAACGGGCAGCCAGGGUCAAGGACUUGCUGGUUGACUGUUUUAAACCUACUGAGGACUUCAUCUCAGAGCUGCUCGACAAGAUCCGAGGGAUGCAGAAGCUCUCCACGCCUCAGAAGAAAUGAUGGCGUCCUUUCUCCUCCUCCUCCUCCACCUCUUCCGCCUCCUCUUCCCUCCACCUCAGCCCUCACCUCUCGUCUUCCUACCGCGCUUUCAACCCUUUUAUUUUGAUGUCAGUUUUCCUCCAUUGAAGAGCUUCAGUGAAUUACUCUGAACCUCGUUUCCUCUCUGGUCUUUAGGCCCUUUUUUUCCCCCACCUCUUUCUCUCUUGUCGCCCGGAUGCAGACCCUUAAAUCGCUUUUUGUUUUUCAGUUUUUGCGACCUCGCCUUGUUAUUUGUCGGACUUCCUUCUUGAAAACGAUCCGCAAAGAAGGAGAAGUAAAAGAAUGUGCAACAACGAGGGCCAAAACGGCAACAACGACGAGCGAUUCGUUGGUCUUCAUCCAGGCACUCUUUUUCACUCCUGCUCCUCCUUCACCCUUUUGUUUGGCUUCACUUCUCUUCCUCAUCCAGCUCUUCUUCCUCCCACCCUCCCUCACACUUCUCUCCAUCUGUCUGAGGAGGAGGAGGAGGAGGAGGAGGAGAGGGGCUGAGAUGAGAUGAGCCCCAUAAUUAGUGAGAGCGGAGCGGGCCGAGAGUGGGAAGAAGAACAAGAGAAGGAGUCUGCGAUGGCCAAGAAAAGAGUGGAAGGAGGGAAACGGCCAAUCAGCUUGAAGCAGCUUGAAUUAAUGCUUAUGUCUCUACCAAUGAGAUUCCUUAUUUUGUUAUUUGUAUGGGGUAUAAACUUGUAAAUGAUCCAGCUAUCAAACCAUGACUCUUCUGAUGUUUCUAGUUCAGUUUGAGGGCAUGGGAAUAUUCACUUGACUUUAGUUUUUUAAUUUUAAACUUUAUUUUGGAGGGGGGCGGGGUGCGUACAGUCUUUUUCAGAUCACCCCCGCCCCCUCCUCGUAAUCAGAGGCAUUUGCUACAGUGGUGCAUUUAAAGACUGUCGUUUUUUUUUUGUGUGUGUGUGCGCGUGUGUGUGUGUGUAUCUGUUGAAAAAAAUCUGCACUAUGUUAUUCUGGGAAGAAAAAUUUUAAAAAACCUCUGACCACGCAGAAUAGUGUAUGGUGCAUCUUUUUAGUCCAACAAAGAGGAAAAUUUGUUCCUCGGAAAUAGUGGAAGUCACUGGUUGGCUGUGGCGGUCAUACGGUCCAACUCGUUUUAGAAUAAAAGAUCUUCCCUUGAGGCUAGAGUAGAAAUAGGUUGUCUUAGGUCGGGGUGUGCAGGAAUAGAAACUCCUUGAAAAAUACUGAGAAAAAAAACAAAAAACAACAAAAAGAGCGACGUGUGUUUUUUCUUGCCUCAAAUGCGCGGUGCAGGCUCUUUUUAGAAGCCACUGCUGUCCGGCCUGCACAUACAUAUGUACGUCUGUGUGUUGCUAAAUGCUACGUGUGUGUGUUGCUACAUAAUGUACAGCAACAUUGAUAAUAGGAGUGUUUUUUUUUUUGUUUUUUUCUUGGCCUGUAUAUUCUGCUGUUCUGUACGACAAAUUUAGAUUUUUAGUAUAGGACUGGUUCCUGUUUUGGGGGAUUUCUUUCGGGAUGCAUUUUGUCACACACACACACACACUGACAGUCCAACAGGAGGACCCAGAACAAAGCUGCCUUGUUUGUUUUGUUUUUAUUUUACUCUACCCUCUUCUGUCUGUCUCUUUUUUUUCUCAGUUCAGAGCAUCACACGUACAUGGAAACUCUGAAAAUGUCCAUGAUGGUGUAGAAACUGUCCUCUGCCUGUCAGGAAACCCACCAAUGAGACAUCUGGAUGGGAGGGAUGGAGGGAGGCAGGCCACUGUUUUACAUUGAAGCUGUCUAAAAUGCAUUCCCCCUUCUUUCUUUUCUUUCUUUCUCACACACACACACACUCACACUCACAGGCCACCCUCGGGGCGGAGGAAACGGAAACACAUUAGCAAACACAGCUGCCUCUCACACAGAUGUGUGCACACACACACACACACACAUACUAAGCACUGAGAUUGAGAGAGAGGGAGAUAGACUGGUCCAUAGCUGUCACAAGAUCUGUGUGUUUAGCUGCUGCAGCUGCCAAUCAUCUCUGAGAAUAAGCCAUCUGUUUCUCAUUCUGAGCCAAUCAGAUCGGAGACGGAAGCCCAUCAGCCAAUCAGAGAAGCGGUAACAUUUUGCUGCGAUUCCUGCAGCCAACAGCUAACACCUGCGGUGACAGCAGACCUCCACUGUCUGUCUCCUCCUCUCUCUGUGCCAGCACACACACACACACACACACACACACACACACACACACACACUCUGGCCCAUUUUCAUCUUGCUGCUCUGUCAUUUCUCCCUGGCAUCCCCUCUUUCCUCCUCCUCCCAUCCGUUUUCAUCCUUCUGUCCACCCUCCCUUCUUUCCUUUCCUCAGUUUCCUUUCCUUUUUGUUUUUUCUUUUUAAAAAACAGAUGUUGCCUUAGGUAUUAUUUAUGUUACACAAACCAAAUAAACGGGAGACAUUCAUUUUUAAAAAGGUAACACAAACUGCUAAAAAAAAAACCGUGUUACUGAGCAGAACUGCGACGUGGAGAAUCUCAGAUCUUCUGUCGCUCCUUUUCUUUUUUUUUUUUUUUUGGAAAACAAAAUGAGAUUCUGUUGGGUUUUUUUUAGAAGUGAGUGUUUAAUACUUAGGCCUUGAUACAGUGAUUUUGUUUAGAUAAAACAAUGUUCUUUACAUUUACCAUUUGAAUACUGCUCUGUUUUUAUUGUGAUCAUGACACUUCUUGAUGCCAGGCCUUGGAUUAACUUGUAGUUGAAUCAAAAAUCCAUUCAGAUGCUUUUCGGUGCGAUUGCUCUUGCCUUUUCUGUGUGGUUUGCAUGGUCUGCAUAUUUUGGAGACGUUUGGAUUGGUCAGAUUGUACCAGGCAAGCUCAAUUAGUAGCUGAAUUUGAGUGGAUUUUUUUUUUCUUUCUGAAUCCAGGUUUGGAUUAUACCUUCUUAGACUGUUAUUGAGAAGUCUGUUUUUUUUUUUUACUGUUGGGGAAAAUUGCAAAAAAUAUAUAUACUGAUUAUUAUCAUCGAGGCUAAAUACAAGAGCUAAACCAUGUGGAUUGGAGGAGUGGGAGUGUUUUUUUGGACAAUGAUUAGAUCAAACCAACAAACAAAUGUAGCAAUAUCAACAACAGGUCUUGUUUUUGCCCAAUUUUGUUACACUUUUAUGCAACUUUAAUAAAAACAUGUAAAAUGGA
Messenger RNA from Larimichthys crocea (large yellow croaker), 4025 nucleotides. RefSeq names its product protein phosphatase 1, regulatory (inhibitor) subunit 14Bb (gene ppp1r14bb). The transcript is spliced from 4 exons. Gene Ontology annotation, cellular component: cytoplasm. The record is from RefSeq and is a predicted model, not a curated record. The coding region runs from base 469 to 855 and encodes 128 amino acids. Lineage: Eukaryota; Metazoa; Chordata; Actinopteri; Sciaenidae. Gene Ontology annotation, molecular function: protein serine/threonine phosphatase inhibitor activity. Gene Ontology annotation, biological process: innate immune response; regulation of phosphorylation.